Messenger RNA from Arachis ipaensis, 2173 nucleotides. The record is from RefSeq and is a predicted model, not a curated record. Lineage: Eukaryota; Viridiplantae; Streptophyta; Magnoliopsida; Fabales; Fabaceae.
GGGAAAAGAGAUGCAAAAUUAAAUGAGAAAAGGGUAAUAAAAAGAUGGGGCCAUAAGAAGUGUAUCCUCAAAGUGAGGUCUAUAAAUGGUGCCUAGUUUCAUCAAACUUGAGAGCAGAGUAACACAGAGUAGUUCUCUCAUUCUCAUAUCUCCACUCUCAAUCAAACAAUUAUGACUAUGGAAGAAGGAAGUGUUGGGAGUGAGGAGUACACACAAGAUGGAACAGUGAAUAUUAAAGGAAAACCUGCUCUUAGAUCCAAAAGUGGUGGUUGGAAAGCUUGCUCCUUUGUUGUAUAUUAUACCAACUUUGAAAGAAUGGCUUAUUAUGGGAUAUCAUCAAACUUGAUCCUGUAUUUGACAACAAAGCUUCACCAAGGCACAGUUAAAUCUUCAAACAAUGUCACCAAUUGGGUUGGGACAAGUUGGAUCACACCCAUUUUAGGUGCCUAUAUUGCCGAUGCUCAUCUUGGCCGCUAUUGGACUUUUGUUAUUGCCUCGGCAUGUGUCUGCUAACACUAGCAGUUUCCCUUCCAAGCCUAAAACCGCCACAAUGCUUUGACAAAGACAUAACAAAAUGUGGCAAAGCGUCCACACUCCAACUAGCAGUGUUCUAUGGUGCACUCUACACUCUAGCAGUUGGAACAGGUGGAACAAAGCCCAACAUCUCCACCAUUGGUGCUGACCAAUUUGAUGACUUUCAUCCAAAGGAGAAGCUCCACAAGCUAUCCUUCUUCAACUGGUGGAUGUUCAGCAUCUUCUUUGGGACACUCUUUGCAAACACUGUGUUGGUCUAUAUUCAAGACAACGUGGGUUGGAGCCUUGGUUAUGCACUUCCAACACUUGGCCUUUUAGUUUCAAUCAUGAUAUUCUUGUCAGGGACUCCCUUUUAUAGGCACAAGGUGCCUGCAGGGAGUACCUUCACUAGAAUGGCUAGGGUCAUAGUUGCUGCUUUCAGGAAAUGGAAUGUGCCUAUUCCUAAAGAUACUAAAGAAUUCUAUGAACUUGAUGUCGAGGACUAUGCAAAGAAAGGGACUUAUCGGAUUGAUUCCACCCCAAAUUUGAGGUUCCUUGACAAGGCUUGUGUGAAAACAAGUUCAACCAACAAUCCAUGGAAGCUAUGCACUGUGACACAAGUAGAAGAAACAAAGCAAAUGCUAAAGAUGGUUCCAAUUUUGAUGGCAACGUUUGUUCCAAGCACAAUGAUGGCUCAGGUAAACACAUUGUUUGUGAAGCAAGGAACCACCCUUGACAGACACAUCGGAAGCUUCAAGAUUCCCCCGGCGAGCUUAGGCGCAUUCGUGACGAUCUCCUUGCUCACCUGCAUCGUCCUCUACGACCGUGUCUUCGUGCGGAUCAUAAGAAGGUUCACCAAGAACCCAAGAGGGAUCAGGCUCCUUCAAAGAAUGGGAAUUGGCAUUGUUUUACACAUCUUGGUCAUGACCGUUGCAUCAAUCACUGAGAAUUAUAGGCUUAAGGUUGCAAGAAAUCAUGGUGUUGUAGAAAGUGGUGCACAGGUUCCUUUAAGCAUAUUCAUUUUGCUUCCACAGUUCAUACUCAUGGGAACCGCCGACGCCUUCUUGGAGGUUGCAAAAAUCGAGUUCUUCUACGAUCAGGCACCGGAAAACAUGAAGAGCCUUGGGACUGCAUAUUCCUCUGUUACAUUAGGAGUUGGGAAUUUCAUAAGCUCUUUCCUUUUAUCAACCGUGGCACGGCUUACUCAGGAACAUGGUCAUAGAGGGUGGAUAUUGAACAACUUGAAUGAGUCACAUCUUGAUUACUACUAUGCAUUUUUUGCAUUGCUGAAUUUCCUCAACUUUAUUUUCUUCCUAUUUGUUUCAAGGUUCUAUGUGUACAGAGCAGAGGUUUCUGAUUCCAUACAAGUGCUUGCAAAGGAGUUGGAGGAGAAGAAAGUGACUGUGUCUAAUAACUAUGUGAAUCCCAAAGACUAAUAGAGUAGAUAAAAUUGGUAUACAACUUUGCGAAUUGGAAGCCAAUUCAAAAGAAAAUAUGGUUAAAUGUUAUAUAGUUCUUGAGGGUUUAGUGUGUGUGAUGAUUUCUCUCCUUAUUCUGUAAAGUGUUUGAGAAAUAUGAAAUAUCUCAGGCUGAUAUAAAAGAAGAACAAGGACAAGAUUCAGAGAAAAAGGGAUGUGUAAUGUGUUUGACACUUUUUUCA